This is a messenger RNA of Hemicordylus capensis (graceful crag lizard), 1939 nucleotides long. Its product is annotated as urotensin-2 receptor-like. The record is from RefSeq and is a predicted model, not a curated record. The coding region runs from base 583 to 1593 and encodes 336 amino acids. Gene Ontology annotation, cellular component: membrane. NCBI's taxonomy places the organism in Eukaryota, Metazoa, Chordata, Lepidosauria, Squamata, Cordylidae. Gene Ontology annotation, molecular function: urotensin II receptor activity. The transcript has 2 exons. Gene Ontology annotation, biological process: blood vessel diameter maintenance; neuropeptide signaling pathway; regulation of blood pressure.
CUGUGCUCCCCGUGAGGGGGGUCCGGGCCAAGGUUCAACCCCGACAUACCGACACUAGCAGGGUGCGAGGAAUGUGAGAGAAGAGAAUUCGCAGCUCGAGACAGACAAGCCGAUACGCACACACCGCAGACCUCGCCACCACUGGCUUCGGGCUCAUAGAGAGCGGAGGAACCAGAGACUAGACAAGAAGGCCUUCAUGUUCCGGUGCCAAGAGCGAUGGGGAGGGAACCAUAUGGGGAGGGAACCAAAGGAAUAUCCUUUGUGACUUCAGAGCAACUUUUGGGGACAGGAAUAGGAUGGAGCGAUGGAAGGAAAAUAAGUAAGGGGCUGGGUGGCAGAACAGACAAAUAGACAGAGUAGUUGAUCAGGCACAAAUCAAUUUUAUAAAAGUUUUUAUAUUAAAUAAAUAAAUAAAUAAAUAGACAAAUUGAUCAGAUAUGUGAACAGACAGGCGACAAAACAGAUAAAUAGGCAGAAAAAGAGAGCAAUGGGAGGGAAAGAUUCUUUAGUCUCUUUUCCGCUCAAGAAUCAGAGGAGACGUUAAGUUCUUCAGGACAUCCUUCCUUACGCUGUCGUCGACCCAUGGAGCCUUCACCUACCAAUUUCUCCCUGUGGAUGCCGCUGGGCAACACCUCUUCGUUGGAUGGGGGUGAGUCGGCAGCAGCUCUGGGAGCAGUGCUGAGUCUGAUGUGUGCCGCAGGGGUGGCUGGGAACCUCUACGCCCUGGCAGUAGUGCGGGCCUCACCCUCGGCCUCCUCACUGCGUGUCCACCUCGUCAACCUGGCCCUGGCCGACCUGCUGUACCUCUCCACAGCCCCCUUCAUCAUCUACAACGGGCUGGUGAAGGAAUGGCGCUUUGGGGAGGCCGGCUGCCGGAUCCUCCUCAGCCUGGACCUCCUCACGAUGCACGCCAGCAUCUUCCUGCUCACUCUCAUGAGUUGCGAACGCUACACGGCCGUGGCGCACCCCUUCCAGGCCGCCCGCCAAGGGCGGAGAUGCCGCCGACCGCUCGCCAUCGGCAUAUGGCUCCUCUCCUUCGCCCUGGCGCUCCCUAUGAUGGUCAUGAUCCACCAAGAGGAGCGUGCGGUGGGUGACGGAGCCGACAUCCGGCGCCUCUGCUCCCCGACGUGGAGCGAGGAGCAGUACAGGGCGUACCUGAGCAUCCUCUUCUGCACCAGCAUUGUGGCUCCGGGCUUAGUCAUUGGGUCCCUCUACUGGCGCCUGGCGAGGACUUACUGGCUGUCGCAGACCCAUGGCGGGCUGGGCCGUCCACCCAAGAACCGCGUGUUCCUCCUCAUAUUGGUCAUUGUCUUGGCUUUCUGGGCGUGCUAUUUACCCUUCUGGAUCUGGCAGCUCCUGCCCCUGUACUGCCCGUUGGCCGCUGACCUGCCCGUCCAUACGGAGAUCUCCAUCAACCAUCUAGUGACCUGCUUGACUUACGGCAACAGCUGCAUCAACCCCUUCCUCUACACCCUGCUGACCCGCAACUACCGCGAGUACCUCCGUGCUCGCCAAAGGGGGACCUCACGGGCCUCCCUGCGGAGGUGCCCCCGAAGCAGAGGCAGGCCCCAGGGGGAAGAUGUGGAGGCCUGAGGAAAUGCAGCUGUUAUUUCUUGCCUGCCUGCCUGCUGUAAAUUCCCAAAUUCCUGUUAUCUGCCUACAUCAGAGGCAUUGGUUGGCGUUUCCACUUCUGAUAUCUCUACACAUCCACAUCGGGGGAGCAGACAUCUGGACACAAUACAGAGUGAUUUCUUUUCAGAUGCCAUUCAUCCAGCAUGCGGUCAUCUUUCCAGCGCUUCUUUAGUAUGGACAUUCAUGGACAUUAAUUUUGGGUAUCAUUUUGUCAGCAUUCUUAUACAUUUGUAUUUUCAUGGACAUUCGCUUUGGGUAUUAUCAUUUUUUCAGAAUUCUAAUACAUAUGUGUUCUGAUAUAGGUGUG